Molecule: messenger RNA, 783 nt
Organism: Drosophila persimilis
Lineage: Eukaryota; Metazoa; Arthropoda; Insecta; Diptera; Drosophilidae
Gene: GstD1
Product: glutathione S-transferase 1-1
Exons: 2
Coding region: 68-697 (209 amino acids)
Biological process (GO): glutathione metabolic process
Molecular function (GO): glutathione transferase activity
Source: RefSeq, a predicted model, not a curated record
CUCAUAAGUUUUUCAAAUUUGGUACAGUGUGCUUCGCGAGAUUUCCAACAAACAAACAACUUACAAAAUGGCUGAUUUUUACUACUUGCCCGGCUCCUCGCCCUGCCGCUCUGUGAUCAUGACCGCCAAGGCCGUCGGUGUUGAGCUGAACAAGAAGCUGCUCAAUCUGCAGGCCGGAGAGCAUCUGAAGCCCGAGUUCGUGAAGAUCAAUCCCCAGCACACAAUCCCCACUCUGGUGGACAACGGUUUCGCCCUGUGGGAGUCGCGCGCCAUUCAAGUCUAUCUGGUGGAGAAGUACGGCAAAACCGAUUCUCUGUACCCCAAGUGCCCCAAGAAGCGCGCCGUGAUCAACCAGCGUCUGUACUUCGAUAUGGGAACGCUGUACCAGAGCUUCGCCAACUACUACUAUCCCCAGGUGUUCGCCAAGGCCCCCGCUGAUCCCGAGGCAUUCAAGAAGAUCGAGACUGCCUUCGAGUUCCUGAACACCUUCCUGGAGGGUCAGGAGUAUGCUGCCGGCGACUCCCUCACCGUCGCCGACAUUGCUCUGGUGGCCACUGUAUCCACCUUCGAGGUGGCCAAAUUCGACAUCAAGAAGUACGCCAAUGUGAACAAGUGGUACGAGAACGCCAAGAAGGUCACCCCCGGCUGGGAGGAGAACUGGGCCGGCUGCCUGGAGUUCAAGAAAUACUUUGAUUAAGUUAGCACCUGCCUGAUAUUCGAGUGUUUUUAUACACAUAAAUAUAUUUGAUCUAAUAUUUAUUCACGUUACAAAACAAUUCCAAA